GAUUAUAACGAAAACGCCAGCUCUUAGCCCCAGUUAGUUGAGUAUACUCGGGAAGAAGAUUGGGAGAAAGCCGGAGAUGGAACCGAAUUCUCAACCCAAUUCUACACAAGACUGGCCUACAAGAGCAUGGAACCUACUCUGUAAACUGCGGGACCAAUCACCGCUUGUUCAGUGCAUCACCAACUUCGUUUCCAUGGAUUUGAUGGCCAACACUCUCCUAUCUGCCGGUGCAUCUCCGGCUAUGAUCCACUCUAUUGAAGAAAUUCCCGACUUCACUCCUCAUGCUCGUUCCCUCUGUAUCAACGUUGGCACUUUUUCCCUUAACCGGCUACCAGCCAUGAAAGCUGCUGCGGAGUUGGCAACUAAAUUCGGGAAGCCUUGGGUUCUUGACCCCGUUGCUGCUGGAGCUUCCGGUUUCCGGCUGAACGCUUGCCUGGAGCUUGUGGGAAUGAAGCCCACUGUUAUUAGGGGAAAUGGGUCGGAGAUCAUCGCUCUAUCUAAGGCUUCUCUGGGCGCCUCCAAGGGUGUAGACAGCUCCCAUGAGUCGAUUGAUGCAAUAGAAGCAGCAAAGUCUUUGGCUCAAGCAAGUGGUGCCAUAGUUGCGGUUUCAGGUGCUGUUGAUAUCAUCACAGAUGGAAACCGAGUGGUUGGUGCUCACAAUGGGGUACCCAUGAUGCAGAAAAUUACAGCAACAGGAUGUGCAGUCACAGCCCUCAUUGCGGCUUUUGUUGCUGUUGAUCCAUUACAUGCUCUGGAAGCAACAGCUUCAGCAUUGUCCAUAUUUGGGAUUGCUGGUGAACUGGGAAUGAAAAUGGCCAAAGGACCAGCUUCAUUGCGGAUGCACUUGAUUGAUUCCCUUUAUGGGCUUGAUCAAUCUGCUCUGCUUUCACAUACAAAGAUCACCAGCCUGUAAUAAUCCUUUGGGAGCUCUGUGCAAUUAAUGUGUCAAUUAUAUUAGGUUUCCAAUCUA
This is a messenger RNA of Manihot esculenta (cassava), 970 nucleotides long. Its product is annotated as hydroxyethylthiazole kinase. The coding region runs from base 77 to 913 and encodes 278 amino acids. Gene Ontology annotation, molecular function: ATP binding; magnesium ion binding; hydroxyethylthiazole kinase activity. The record is from RefSeq and is a predicted model, not a curated record. Gene Ontology annotation, biological process: thiamine biosynthetic process. NCBI's taxonomy places the organism in Eukaryota, Viridiplantae, Streptophyta, Magnoliopsida, Malpighiales, Euphorbiaceae. The transcript is spliced from 2 exons.